Messenger RNA from Amoebophrya sp. A25, 2567 nucleotides. The record is from the annotation of a GenBank genome assembly. NCBI's taxonomy places the organism in Eukaryota, Dinophyceae, Syndiniales, Amoebophryaceae.
GGCAAGAGUGGUAAGCGAGUGUCGAAGAAGAGACAGAAGCUACUUACGUACACAGAUGUUGAUGAAGUUGAAGGAACACGACUGGAGAAGCCCAGCAGGAAGAAGCGCACAUCACCGAAGUUAAGGCAACCAAGAGAGCUGCAUCCUCAACGACGACGUCAAUGACUCAUCCUUGGUAAUGAUUUUCCUAACGGGAAACAAACGGCCCUUUUUUUUCACUUGAAAAAUCGAGACUCACAGCUCGCCAAGGAUCGAUGCAAUCGCGAAGAUUGAUGCAAAACUAUUAUCAUAUUAUAGCUCUAACGAAGAGCAGGACCUGCACCUUCUCAACAACCUCAAAUUUUGAGGAAGGUAAGCCGAGGAAGCGAGUCUCCAAGGCUGCGUUACUGGGUGAUGAGGACUAUGACGACGAGAACGAAAAACCGAACGACAAAGAGGAUAACUACGAGAAGGCGGUGAUUUUGUUUUUUGAUGAGGGCGAUGACGGGGGAAGCGACUCGGUUUCGGACGGCUGUGGGGUGACCCUAUGUCUGGCAACUGUCAUUUUGGCCACCUGCCUGCAGUACGUUUCGCUCGGGUGGCAGAUUUACGAAGCUGUACGCAGCAAGAUGGAAGCCAAUGCGCAUGCGUCAGCCUCUCAGCAUCUCUCUUAUGGGAGGUCAUACAUCUCUUAUUCUUAAACUCGUAGUACUAUGUCGUCUCCCAUUUUUGCAAUAGGUCUCUUAUUAAAUCCAUUGCCACAGAAUGAAGACAAGAAGAAAUAGAGAUCCACCAGAUGAUUCCUGGCAUCAUGGAUUUCCUAAGUCUCAGACCACACACUAAGUCUCAGACCACAAGGCCGCUCCAGAGGUGGCUGCCAUGAUUAAGAACUUUUCGGAGGCAAGCACCUACAAGACAACUUUGGGAAUGAUUAUUGUGGCCAGCUCCGUUCUGGGUAUUUUCUUCUGCACUACAAUGAUUACGGCAAGAACAACCGAGAAAGCAUCUUCCUUCUUGAGAGGCAUAUCCUUGGACACUUCUACUUUUUCAAGGGUGAGAAGAAGAGUCAUCCGACUCCAAGGAAAAGGAUAUGCUGACUCUGCUCAAGGAGGAUGCCUCUCAAGGAAAAUGCGCCUCUAAGAUGACGGGCUGCGGAUGCUUCUGUUCUUGCAAGAACUGGGUAAGACCAUUCGAGGGGUUUUUCGGCAUUAUCUUCACAUGGGUAGCUAUUGGCGUUAACCUCGUACUCAUUGCCGUGGCUUGGGUCCGCAUGUCGUCGUGGGAUGCUUAAGGCUACUUACUUACAUAAGUAUAUUCUUUCAUCUUGUCAAGAUGCAUCUUUGGCGUGUUUUUAAGGGGAAACUCAUAGAUUCUCUUGUCCUUUUUCUAGUUUUUGUUUUUUCUCUUUCUAGUUAGGUCGUGCUCCACCACAAUUUUUAAAGAUGCGCUCCAAGAUGAAGAAGGUGAACAAUAUUGGUAUUGGUAUUGGUAACAAGGUCCUCGUCUAAGAUGCGGCAGUGAAAAAGAAAGCAGAGAAAACGGGCGAGACCAACGUGGAAGGCGAAGCAAUUACUGGGACGAUCCUUAUCGCCGGGAGCAGUGGUCUUUGCAUUGUGGGCCUGCUCGCUGGGUUUCUCCUCAAAUGCUGUUGCCGCAGCGAAAAGAAACAAAAAUUAGGCGACUACGGGUCCACUUCGACGUCUUCGCAAGAUAAAUAACUGGAAAGAAGCACCGGGGGUAGACUAGGAGCACUACUCGAGAUGCGAGAAGUGUUGAAAAAUGAUUUCGGAGCAUAUAACUUCUAAGGCAGUCCUCGCAGUGGUUGUUGGGGGAUGACCUCCAUUCGAGACGCAAAUGAAUGAAUAAUGGCAGCUAGGGCUUGGAGAAAGACGCAGAAGAGGAUACAACAGAAGAACAUUCUUGUGCUUCGUUUUUACUUCUAAGUACGCAUAUUUAUUAGGCUUCUCUUACGAGAAGUGCGACCUCUCAUCUUAGUCACAUUUUACGUCUGAGGAAGCGGGGACGAGAAGAUACAACUACAGAUCAUGGACGUACCAGAAUACGCAUGAUCCACAUAGAACGAUUGCGUCAUUUCUCGUACUCAGAUACAAGGCAGUGAAAAAGAUACUUGAGCUGCUAUGUUGCAAAAACCAAUUAUGCGGCUUUCAUGUUAUAAUUUCAUUUUUUUUUAGCACACACACACAGACAUAUUUAUGAACUUAAUACAAAACUUCAAUGAUUGUUACUGUUAGCAAGGACUACAACAGUUGGCAAGGAUGUGGAACUGGGCAUAAAUAAGUAAAAGUAAGUACCUAGUAAGUAACUAACUCACUAACUAACCAGCUAACUAACUAACUAACUAACCAGCUAACUAACUAAAUAACUAACUAACUAACUAACUAACUAACUAACUAACUAACUAACUAACUAACUAAGACUAACUACUUAGCUAGAGAGGAACUAAACUUCUUUUAUCAAAUUACACCUGAAAAAAUCGAACAAUAUGAUAAGGAUAUAGCAGGAUAUUUACAUUAUAUGAUUACUGAUGAAUCUGAAUUUCUGCUCUUUGCUAACGACCAUUACUAACU